AUGGUGUUUAGCAAAGAGAUUCGAGCGGCGGCUAUCGAGGCCAUCAAGGCGGUAACCCAAAGAAGAAGGGAGGAGAUGGUUGCAAAAGUUGGCAGGCAGUUGUACGCUCUGUCUGCCGCCCAGAACAGGGCCAAAUUGAACUCUUCUGUGGCGUCAUCGAACCCUGUUCCUGGUGGAGAGCAGGAUGCGAACGACGAGGCCUUUGCAAACUCCAACGAAGAGGAGAGGAAGGGGAAGGGAAAAGAGACGGCCACAACUCCCUCUUCCACGGACCAGCAGACUACAGAUGAUACAUCUGUAACCUGGGAGUCAUCGGACCCCGAGACCGGUAGGUUCCAUCGCGCCGUGGUGAGCGGCUUAUUGCAGCACAAGCGGUGGAAAUGCGAGCAGCAGAGAGCCGCGCAGAUCAAAGCCAACGAGGCUCAAUCUUGUGGCCUGGCGCAUCUUGGUCUCCCUGACUCUUCUGCAAGUAGAGACGCAUAA
This is a messenger RNA of Colletotrichum gloeosporioides, 483 nucleotides long. RefSeq lists its product as uncharacterized. The coding region runs from base 1 to 483 and encodes 160 amino acids. NCBI's taxonomy places the organism in Eukaryota, Fungi, Ascomycota, Sordariomycetes, Glomerellales, Glomerellaceae. The transcript is spliced from 2 exons. The record is from RefSeq and is a predicted model, not a curated record.